CGGACGGGAGGGGCGGGGCCGCCGCCGCGCCGGCGGGCCGAGUGCGGCCUCAGUCGACUGCGGGCUGUCUUCCGCGCGGCUGAGAGGAUGGGCUUCUCGGCCGCGGCCCGGCUGUGGGGCCCGCCGGGGCUGCUCCUGACCUUCGUCCUGCACCCGGCUCUGUGCCUGCGCCCAGCCCAGACCUCGGCGCCCCCUCGCCGGGACUACUGCGUCCUGGGCGCGGGGCCCGCGGGCCUGCAGAUGGCCUACUUCCUGCAGCGGGCCGGGAGGGACUACGCGGUGUUCGAGCGCGCCCCGCGGCCCGGCAGCUUCUUCACGCGCUACCCGCGCCACCGCAAGCUCAUCAGCAUCAACAAGCGGCACACGGGCAAGGCCAACGCCGAGUUCAAUCUGCGCCACGACUGGAACUCUCUGCUCAGCCACGACCCCCGGCUGCUCUUCAGACACUACUCCCGCGCCUACUUCCCCGACGCGGGCGACAUGGUGCGCUACCUGGGCGACUUCGCAGACCAGCUGGGGCUCCACGUGUUGUACAACACAACCAUUACCCACGUCACUCUGAACAAGGACCGGCAGGCCUGGAACGGCCAUUACUUCAUCCUGACCGACGGGAUGGGUCACGCACACCGGUGCAGCGUGCUUCUUGUGGCCACCGGUUUGUCGGUCCCCAACCAGGUUGACUUCCCUGGCUCCGAAUAUGUAGAGGGGUACGAGUCUGUGUCCGUGGACCCCAAGGACUUCGAGGGUCAGAAUGUGCUGAUCCUGGGGCGUGGGAACUCUGCCUUUGAGACAGCAGAGAACAUCUUGGGUGUCACCAACUUUAUCCACAUGCUGAGCCGCUCCCGGGUCCGACUGUCAUGGGCCACCCACUACGUAGGAGACCUCAGGGCCAUCAACAAUGGCCUGCUGGACACCUACCAGCUGAAGUCCUUGGAUGGGUUGCUUGAGUCUGACCUGACGGAUCUGGCUGUCGUGAAGGACCGCGAGGGCAAAUUCCACGUCACCCUGAAGUUCUUCCUGGAGGAAGGCAACCAGAGUGCCGACACCAUCACCCUCCCCCAGGACGACAGCGACAACUUUGCCAUGCGCGUGGCCUACGACCGGGUCAUCCGCUGCCUGGGCUGGAACUUCGACUUUUCCAUUUUCAACAAGUCCCUCCGACUGUCUUCUGGGGGUGAGUUCAGCAAGAAGUACCCGCUGGUCAGAGCUAGCUAUGAGUCCAAAGGAAGCCGGGGCCUCUUUGUGCUGGGCACCGCCAGCCACUCUGUGGAUUACCGGAAGUCUGCCGGGGGCUUCAUUCAUGGAUUCCGAUACACAGUGCGUGCUGUUCACCGCCUGCUGGAGCAUCGCCACCACGGCGUCGCCUGGCCCUCCACCCAGCACCCCAUCUCGCAGCUGACCAGUUCCAUCGUCCGGCGCGUGAACGAGGCUUCUGGGCUCUACCAGAUGUUCGGUGUGCUGGCCGAUGUCGUCCUGUUGAAGGAGAACGCCACGGCAUUUGAGUACCUGGAGGAGUUCCCCAUGCAGAUGCUGGCCCAGCUGGAGACCAUUACAGGAAGGAAGGCCAGGCAUGGGCUCUUCGUCAUCAACAUGGAGUACGGCAGAAACUUCUCUGGCCCUGACAAGGACGUGUUCUUUUAUGACCGGUCUGUCGGGCACACAGAAGACGCUUGGCAGUCUAACUUCCUCCAUCCCGUCAUCUACUACUACAGGCACCUCCCCACCGAGCAGGAGGUGAGGUUCCGCCCUGCUGACUGGGCCCUGCCUCGGCCCACCGCCAUCCACCACAUUGUGGAAGAUUUCUUGACAGACUGGACCGCCCCGGUGGGGCACAUCCUACCUCUGAGGCGCUUCCUGGAGAACUGUUUGGACACCGAUUUACGAAGCUUCUAUGCAGAAUCCUGCUUCCUGUUCACCCUAACACACCAGAAGCUGCCGCCCUUCUGCCAGCAGGGGUACCUGAGAAUGCAGGGGCUCGUGGGGACUGAGAGCCUCUGGCGGCACGGAGUGGAGAGCGGGCUCCUCCGGGACUACGCCAUUGUGGGCAGGCGCCGUGAGGACCAGGGCCAGGGGCCACUAAGUAGCUCCCAGGCCCCAGGGCCUCCGGUCCAGCCCCUCGACAGCAACAAGGAGGAGCUGUGACCGCC
Messenger RNA from Odobenus rosmarus divergens (Pacific walrus), 2147 nucleotides. RefSeq names its product FAD-dependent oxidoreductase domain containing 2 (gene FOXRED2). The record is from RefSeq and is a predicted model, not a curated record. Lineage: Eukaryota; Metazoa; Chordata; Mammalia; Carnivora; Odobenidae. The coding region runs from base 88 to 2142 and encodes 684 amino acids. The transcript is spliced from 9 exons. Gene Ontology annotation, molecular function: monooxygenase activity; flavin adenine dinucleotide binding.